Molecule: messenger RNA, 2446 nt
Organism: Andrographis paniculata
Lineage: Eukaryota; Viridiplantae; Streptophyta; Magnoliopsida; Lamiales; Acanthaceae
Exons: 7
Coding region: 447-941 (164 amino acids)
Source: RefSeq, a predicted model, not a curated record
UUGCCGUGCGUAAUCAUCCGCUGAUUCACAGCCGUGAGCCGCCUCCCCGCACCAGCUUCUUCCUCUUUCUUUUCUUCUUCUCCCAUUUUCUCCUUUCCUCCUCCUUCCACUUCUUCUUCAAGCUCCUCCCUUCCGCUCCGCCCCACGGUGGCCGUGACUGCUACGGGAACCUGGUUUAUUUGCUUGGGUGGGAAUUUCCGAGAAUUUGAUUGAGAACAUUGCCAAAAUUUCUUCCGCCGGUGGUCGCUGCCGCUGUCAUUUCAUUGUCCUUUGGCCGAAGGGACUGGAGGGUGUUUUUUUGAAUAAUAAACGCAUAGUAAAAUCAGGGGAAAAUAGCUCAAGUAAACACAGCCAUCGGCUGUCGCGUCUUUCUCGCUGCUACAGUGCUACUGCAGUUUUGUCGUGCAAAUGUGUAGGUGUUGUGGGCGCAAAAUACUGGGCCAAGAAUGAAGUUUAGAGUGGCGUGCAAGAAGAUUUAUGAUUACGUUCGAUAUGAUCUCAAAGAAAUAGCAUUCCCGUCUUCUUUGCCUGAUCCUCCUCACAUCAAACCACUUCCCAAACUCACAUUGAAAGAUAGCUUUCUUGUGUUGAAGAAAGCAUCUAGACUUUAUGCCGCUAGUUGGGUUAGGGACAUCGGUCCGGAGCUCAGGCCACAAGAUUACAAGAAGAAAGAGGGGAGUGAUGAUGUGCCAAUUGCAGGGAAAGGUGCACCAAAGGAUAAAGAACCAUCCACACUUGAGGACCUUGCUGUGGCUGCACGAGGGGGAAUGGAGACUUUAAGGCCAGCGCUGCAGCGUAUAUACAUGACAAGAGCUUCUGCUUAUAGAGAUGCUCUGAGAAAUUUCAUUGAAGGAUAUCAAGAAGGUAUACAAGAAGUUAUGGAGAAGAAGGAAAAUCUCAAACCUCAAGAUGGAGCUGAAUCUCCUAAAAGAUCGCCUUGAAUUAUCUAAGAAAUUGAUCUAGUGAGUCCUUAUUUUGCAUAUUUAAUUGGUGAUUAAUUAUUUGCAUCACUGUUGAUUUCUUGGACUGAAAUUGGAUGCUGGUCUUUGUGCUGUUCAAUAUCCAGUGAACAAAUAUAAAAAGCGAUUGUUGAAUCUUAGCAUUUGAAAUCCAAGGUUAUAAGAACAAGUUAUGAUAUAGUCAAGCAAAUUGUUUUUAAUUCCUCAUAAAAUAUGAAUUAAUGGAUGCACUAAGAAUGAUGAAAUAAAUGAAGCUUAGAAUUUACUUUGUUGUUCUUUAAGUGUUUUAGCUAAGUAACACAAACAUAUGAUAAAAAAGGCUCAUUGUAGAGUCAUUUUCAAGCUUUCGUUGGAGUUCAUCUUUUCAGGAACCCUUCUAUACCACAGGACUUUCUUCAGGCAUUCUUGUUGCUGAGUUUAGGCUGAUAAGAUAUGAUGAUUUCUGCGUUUUCUCAAAGGUUUUUAGACAUUUGCAUGUUAUAAUUAUAAAUGGACGUCUAUAUCCAAUUUGGAACUCGACGGAAUUAAGUUAAUGUUAAAUACAGAAAUGAGAUUAAUAAAAAUUUCAUUUCAUUACAUUUCUACCUUAAAAUGAAAACUGCAAUUAUGGAAAUUUUGUUUUUUUGUACGGCAUUUCACUCAAUUUCUUUGCGAAUACGAGUAGAAGAGAUUCAGUGGCAGCUUAACUCCUUCUUUGGCUGAUUGGUUGAGUAAAUUAGAUAGAAUAACCAAUGUUAGCCACUACAGGAUUACAUGUCUUUAGCAUUUUACAAUAUUUUGAUUCUUCCCUUGAGAAGGAAAAGUCUGUUUCCUUCCCAAGGUGUUAUUGGUUUUUAUCUUUUUGUAGAGACAUAGAAGUGGUCGAAAGAUGCAGAAACAGGACUUUUAGGCUGUGGAAAAUUGUUGUUAUUGUUUUUGUCGUAUUUUGUUAUUUCAUUUCUGUAAUAUGUUAAUGAUACCUCAUCGCCACUCCUCUGCAGUCAUCAUUAUUAAUUUUCACAAUGACUCUGUUCAGUUUCUUUAGUCAGAAAAAAAUAUUACUUUAGAAACAUCCCGCAAGGAGGAUGAAAGCUCGCCUGGUCUUGAAUUCAAUCUCUUCUUCUAAGGUUCAAAUCAAGUGGUGAAUUAAAUCAGGACUGCAAAACAAUUCUGGAUUGCUGGUAGUUCAGAAUAUCGAUGAAUUACAUCAGGAUGGUGAAACAAUUUCUGGUAUAUCUCAUGAUACAAAUUUUAAUUGGUGUUUCGAUUAUCUUUUACUCCACAAACUGAGAAUAAAGCACAAGAAUGCCGAUUGUUCAGGAUAGUAUUCACGAAUUAAAUCAAGACAACAAAAUGAUUCUCGAUAUAUAUCUCACAUUAUAGGUGCUGUCAUGGUUUUGAAUUGUUCAGUUACAGUGUUUUUAUUAUUUGCUGAAGCUUGUAUUUCGAUGCAGUAGUUGUUUAAAACUUUAAUAGUCUGUUUCUAUACAAUGUUUUGAUUAUGUGCU